This is a messenger RNA of Grosmannia clavigera kw1407, 1656 nucleotides long. RefSeq names its product fatty aldehyde dehydrogenase. NCBI's taxonomy places the organism in Eukaryota, Fungi, Ascomycota, Sordariomycetes, Ophiostomatales, Ophiostomataceae. Gene Ontology annotation, cellular component: cytoplasm. The transcript has 2 exons. The record is from RefSeq and is a predicted model, not a curated record. Gene Ontology annotation, molecular function: aldehyde dehydrogenase (NAD+) activity. The coding region runs from base 1 to 1656 and encodes 551 amino acids. Gene Ontology annotation, biological process: aldehyde metabolic process.
AUGGAAGGGAUCCCUCCGUUUGAGGCCACGAGCCUGGACGCGAUCCCGGCCAAGUGUGCCGGGGUGGCGGCGACAUUCCGCAGCGGCCGGACCAAGGACGUGGCCUGGCGCAAGGUGCAGCUGCGGCGGUUAUACUGGGCGAUUGAGGACUACACGGGGCCGCUCAAGGCAGCGCUGCAGCAGGACCUGCACAAGUGCGGCUUCGAGGCAGCGCUGUCGGAGCUGGACUUUGUCAAGAGCGACUGCCUGUUCCUGGAGGCCCAUGUGGACCGGCUGGCGGCCGAUGAGCGACUGGGUGCGCCCGAGGUGCCGGCGACGUUUGCGCUGGCCGGACUGCGCACGCGCAAGGAGCCGUUGGGUGCCGUUCUGAUCAUCGGCGCCUUCAACUUCCCGGUGCAGCUGCUGCUGAGUCCACUCGUGGCUGCUAUCGCGGCUGGCUGCACGGCCGUCGUCAAGCCGUCCGAGAUGGCUCCGGCCACGGCCAUGGUGCUGCGCACGCUGAUCGAAGACCGGCUCGACAGCGACGCCUUCCGGGUGGUCAACGGGGCCAUCGACGAGACUACGGCCCUGCUCGACUUUCGCGAUACGGCUGCCGUCUCCGUGUCCGAGGACGUUCCGAGGGGCUGGGCCAAGAUCCUCUACACCGGCAGCCGCCAGGUGGCCCGCAUCAUCGCCACCAAGGCUGCCCAGACCCUCACGCCCGUCGUGCUGGAACUCGGUGGCCUCAACCCGGCUUUUGUCACCGAUCAUACGCCUGACCUCGCCCUUGCUGCUCGACGCCUUCUCUGGGGCAAGUCUCUGAAUGCCGGCCAGGUCUGCAUCUCCCACAAUUACGUCCUCGUCCAUCGCAAGGUGCUCGACCCCUUCAUCCACGCUCUCCAGGCCGCUUUUGCCGUCUCCUUUCCCGAUGGCGCCCACCAGAGCGAUCUCGCCCACGUCGUCAGCGACCGCCACUUUGCCCGUCUCAAGGGCCUGCUUGACGCCUCUGCCGGCCGCGUCGUCGUCGGCGGCCGCAUGGACCAGGCCGCCCUCUUCAUGGAGCCCACCGCCGUCUUGGUCGACUCGGCCAGUGACCCGCUCAUCCGCUCCGAGACCUUUGGACCCAUCUUCAGCAUUCUGCCCGUCGACAGCCUCGACGAGGCCAUCCGUAUCGCCAACGACGUCGACCCGACCCCGUUGGCUUUGUUUGCUUUUGGUAACAAGGAGGAGGUUAAGAAAAUCCUCGGCUCUGUCAAUUCUGGCGGCGCCAACAUCAACGACUCCUUCACCCAUGGCUCUGUCAGCUCUGUUGCCUUUGGCGGCGUUGGCCAUUCGGGCACCGGUUCCUAUCGCGGCUACGCCUCGUUUGACGCCUUCACCCACCGCCGCACCGUGGCCGAGACGCCCGGCUGGAUGGACCGCUUUCUGCGCGUGCGCUACAUGCCCUACGACUCCCGUCACACCCGCCUGAUGAAUCUGCUAGCGCCCAAGCCCAAGUUUGACCGCACCGGCCGCUCCGUCCGUGGGCUUGGCUAUUGGGUCAAGCUGCUGCUCGGCCUCGGUGGCACCGGCGCCAAAGGUGCGUUUGUACGCUGGUGCGGCUGUCUGGCUGUCCUGCUGGCAUAUAGCGGCCGUGAUGUUAAGGCCUUGACGACGCUGAUCUGGAAUAGGGGGUGA